Strongylocentrotus purpuratus (purple sea urchin) is the source of this 4788-nucleotide messenger RNA. RefSeq names its product DNA ligase 1 (gene lig1). Gene Ontology annotation, biological process: lagging strand elongation; DNA recombination; Okazaki fragment processing involved in mitotic DNA replication. NCBI's taxonomy places the organism in Eukaryota, Metazoa, Echinodermata, Echinoidea, Camarodonta, Strongylocentrotidae. Bases 357 to 2504 code for a protein of 715 amino acids. The record is from RefSeq and is a predicted model, not a curated record. The transcript has 19 exons. Gene Ontology annotation, molecular function: DNA ligase (ATP) activity; DNA binding; ATP binding. Gene Ontology annotation, cellular component: nucleus; mitochondrion.
UGCUAAGAAAGAUGUCCCUCUCCGAAAGACGGCCCGCAAGCACAUGAGGAAAAGAGAGUCUCCCCCAAAACAAGUAAAGCAGGAGUGUGAUUCUAAAGACCUGGAACAGAAUGAACUAGAAGUGAAGAAAGAGGAAGAGGACAAGAAGAUUGAACAGACUACUUCACAAAUAAAAGAGGAACCAGCCUCGCCAACAGAGAAAGCACAGAAUCAAGAACGCUCAUCUUCCAAAAAAUCACCAAAAUCAAGGAAAGACAAAUCAUCUCCCAGUGACAAGAAAUCCAAGAAGUCAUCUGAGACUGAUAACAAGAAGGAGAAAGAAAAAAACAGAGGAGAAGAAGGAGGAAGAGAAACCGAUGGAGAAGAAGGAGGAAGAGAAACCGAUGGAGAAGAAGGAGGAAGAGAAACCGAUGGAGAAGAAGGGAGCUAAGAAGGAAACCAAGAAGGAGAAUGAGAAGCCAGUGGAGAAGAAGGAAACCAAGAAGACUAACGCAUUCGUGUGGGGCAGCAGCGAUAAGAAAUCUGAUGUUAAGACCUCGGGGACUAGCUUUAGACCAGGCUCUUCAUCUUAUCAUCCAGUGGAAGGCGCAUGCUGGAAAAAAGACGAGAAUGUUCCAUACAUGGCCUUAGCCGACACCUUUUCAAUUAUUGAAGAAACGAGUGGAAGACUGAAGACGAUUGAGAUCUUGUCAGACUUCUUGACCUCUGUGAUGCUCUUGACCCCCGGUGACCUUAAGAUGUGUAUCUACCUGUGUCUCAAUAAGUUAGCUCCAGCUUAUGAAGGAUUAGAGCUGGGUAUUGGUGAUACGGUUCUCAUGAAGGCCAUCGCUCAAGCAACAGGUCGAUCAGUUGACAAGCUGAAAGUUGAUGCUGCUGAAAAAGGAGAUUUAGGGCUGGUUGCAGAGAGCAGUCGAAGCACACAGCGUACCAUGUUCACUCCUCCAAGGCUUACAAUCAAGAAAGUCUUCUCAAAACUCAAAGAUAUUGCUAACUUGAGUGGAAAUUCAUGUAUGUCAAAGAAGGUUGAUCUGAUCAAAGGGCUGCUUGUAGCUUGCAAGAAUAGUGAAGCAAGAUAUCUUAUCAGAUCACUUGGAGGGAAGUUAAGGAUAGGUUUAGCAGAGCAGUCUGUUCUCGUAGCUCUAGGGCAUGCAGGUGCUCUAGCGAAACCAGAGUCAGAUGAGAUGAUUCUGAAGAGCAAGGCCCAUACAUCAGACAGUGUGAAGAAAGCUAUGGAUGAAGCAGCACUGCUGGUCAAGACAGCUUACUGUGAGAUGCCUACAUACGACGCCCUGAUUCCGGCAUUGUUAUCCCAUGGUGUGACGGAGCUACCCAACCAUUGUCGUCUGACUCCAUCCAUCCCUCUCAAACCCAUGUUAGCUCAUCCUACAAAGGGCGUAUCAGAGGUACUCAACAGAUUUCAAGAUACACCUUUCACCUGUGAAUACAAGUAUGAUGGUGAACGUGCUCAGAUUCAUCUCUUAGAGUCUGGUAAGAUUCACAUAUACAGCAGAAACCAGGAAAACAACACCUCCAAAUACCCUGACAUUAUCGCAAGGCUUUCCUCUUCUGUUGAUGAGAAGGUAAAAUCCAGUAUCUUAGAUGCAGAAGCUGUUGCUUGGGAUGUGGAGAGGAAACAGAUCUUACCGUUCCAGGUAUUGAGUACGAGGAAGAGGAAGGACGCUGAUGCCGGUGAUAUCAAGGUUCAAGUCUGUGUCUUUGCGUUUGAUCUUCUCUAUCUCAAUGGAGAGUCCUUAGUGAGGAAACCUCUGAGAGAGCGCAGAAGUCUGUUGAGGGCUCACUUCAAGGAAGUGGAAGGAGAAUUCAUCUUUGCUAAAUCCAUGAUCUCGUCUGAUGUAGAUGACAUUGCUGUAUUCUUAGAGGAAUCAGUUAAAGGAAACUGUGAAGGUCUGAUGGUGAAAACAUUGGAUAAGGAUGCCACGUAUGAGAUCGCAAGACGCUCACACAAUUGGCUCAAGCUGAAGAAAGACUACUUGGAUGGUGUUGGAGAUACAUUGGAUGUGGUUGUGCUCGGUGGAUUCCAAGGGCGUGGUAAGAGAGUUGGUUCCUAUGGAGGAUUCCUACUUGCCUGCUAUGAUGAAGAGAAUGAAGAGUUUCAAUCUAUUUGUAAGAUUGGAACUGGUUUCAAGGAGGAGGAGCUGGAAAAGCACACCAAGUUUUUCAAGGAUCAUUUGAUUGAGAAGCCACGCCCAUAUUAUAACUAUGACAGCAGUGUAGCUCCUGAUCAUUGGUUUGAUGCUGUGCAGGUCUGGGAGAUCAAGGCUGCGGAUCUAUCUGUCUCACCCGUUCAUAAAGCAGCCAUUGGAAUAGUCGAUCCAGCCAAGGGUAUUUCCCUACGAUUUCCCAGAUUCAUUCGUAUCCGUGAUGACAAGAAACCAGAGGAGGCCACAGGCUCUUCACAGGUUGCCAGCAUGUAUAACAACCAGGAUCAAAUCAAGAACCAACAAGCAAAUAAAACCAGCAAAUCAGAAGAGGAUUUCUACUAAACACAGACGAGUGGUAACAUGACCAGAAGACCAGAAACAUUGCUGGUAGCUUGCAGAGAAGGUUUCCAAUUUCAUCCACUCUCAUACCUGUAAUCCAUUUAAUCAUUCAUAAACGGACUACUGUUAAUACAGUCAAUGUUAUGUAGUCACAAAGGUAAUCCUGUCUUAUAUCACAAAAAAACUUGAAGUAACUAUGGUGUACACGUCAUUCUACAUCAAAUUAUUGUAAGCAUGAACAUUAGGUAGCACCACAGAGCCUUAAGUUGAUUUAGUACACAGAACUUGAACUUCCUUUAGAUCGAUUGUUAUAACUAUGUAGACUAAUGAUUCAAUCAGUAUGAUAUCAAUGCAACAUUAGCCUUUGAAGGGUUGACAAGAAUUCAGAACAAUCUUUGUAUAUUACAGGGUUGUUUGAACCAUCAAAAUGUGAGCAAAUUUUUUAUUUUUUAUAAACCAUUAAAAUUGAUAUCAAAUGUCUCAACAAAAUCUAAAGACUUUCAUGCUUUUGCUGAUAUUUAUUUAUACCUUUUAAUCUAAUGAUAUCAAUGUCAUUAGAUACUAUGUAUGAUUUAUUUGCUCUUCAUAACCAAUAUUCCUGAUUAUAUUAGAAGAUUCAACUAUUUGAGGAAUCUUGUGUAUUUGUAGUUAUUACUCUUCCAAACAUUUUUUCCCCAACUUUUUUCAUUCCUCUUUCGUUUUUAUUCCAUUAAUCUAUUUUUACUAGUCAAUAUAUUUGUUGAUAUUUUGGAAAGAUUGAUAAGUACACAACCAUACACCUUCUCAAUAUAUUUCUAUUAUAAGAAUACAUGUUACAGUCAUGUAUUGAAAACAUUUUUUUUCCUCCAUUUUUGAGCCCUCUCCACUUGUAAAUAUUCUGAAUUUGUAAAUAGCAUUAUAAACUAUUACAAUCAUUGGUAAAUAAAGCACUUUGUCAGUAUGAUUGUGUGCAUAGGGGCUUGAGAUAGCGCUUGUGUUUGUCUGAAAUUGUAAAAAGAAAAAUUGAAAAAGCUUUGAUGAAUCAUAAUAUGAUUGUGUAUAUAAAAGAUCAAUAUAACUUUUGUGUUGUACUUGUGUACAUUAAAAGAAGUACAACAUACUCUUUUUCAACUACAGUUUCAUGAAGCACUUUAGGCCAAGACUAUAAACAAAAUAUGAUCACUUAUGCUUACCAAUGCACUUAUUAGUAAUACAGCCAUGAUGUGAAUCUCUUAAUACUCUCAAUGAUUACACUUUCAUAACAUUAUGUGAGAAAUAAGUUCAUUUUAUACACAGAAUAUUUCAAUGAAUUAUACUAAAAUGAAUGUGUCAUUUGAUGAUGUAAUGCAUUGGAUAGUUAUAAGAUGAUAUGGUAACUUUUCUAAGAUUUUGGUUAACGGAUUAUAGCUUGUAAAUAAAAUGAAUGCUUCAUCUUCAGACAGUCUUGAAUGUUUUGCUCUAGAAUUACAUUAUGACUCGCUAAGUUGCAUUGUCUCUGAUUUGUAGCAAAAUGAUAAAGAAUUAUUCCUGUGAGAGUGUUUUCAUUAAAUGAAAUAAAUCCUGCUAUGUAGAAUUGAUAUAUUUGGAUCAUUUGUUCUUUCUUCAGAAUUGAGAAAUACACUGUACCCUUGUCUUGUAGCACAGUACAGUUUGUUUCAAGAUCACCUUGGCGGGUAGUUUUAACCAUGCCCAUCAAAGUCAAUAUUUGUAUAAUAUAUUUUGUUGCAUUUUAGAUCAUUCUAUGUAUGCAGGAUCACAAUUCAUGGCCUUUUUUUUGGGGGGGGGGGGGUGGUGGGAAAACCAGUUUUAGUAUAUUGUGCCUUUCUGGUACGAUGGUGUCUAGUAUUGAGAUGUGACAUGAGGAGGGAAACGUUUAGGGUCUUAAUGAAUUUUUUGUUCAUCUUUUCAAAUUUAAAACCAAUUUUGUUGAAAUGAAAUUAAGUCUGGCAAGCAAGUUUUGUUGUAGACCCAUUGUAUGCAGCAGUUUGAAAUCUAGAUUUAAUUGGAUAAGGAUACUUUAUGAUCUAAACCAAAUUCUAGCCAUUCAGAAUAUAUUAAUUUAUGUCAAUAUGAUACAUAGAAAAUGUCACAUCUUUAAUUGAAUAAAUGCUGUAAUCAACAUUUUCUCAAAGACAAGAAUGAUUUGCUACUGUUUAAAUGCUUACUAGGCUUUUAAAAAGAAAGAAAGAAAUCUUGAACAGAAGGUUACUUGCCAAAAUAAUUCCUAGCUGUUACAGUUAUUAUGUACAUAUUAUUGGUGCACAUGUGCAUAUGAUUUGCAUAAAUGAUUCAAUUAUUGUAAGUUCAA